Molecule: messenger RNA, 1473 nt
Organism: Sturnus vulgaris (Common starling)
Lineage: Eukaryota; Metazoa; Chordata; Aves; Passeriformes; Sturnidae
Source: RefSeq, a predicted model, not a curated record
CGGGCCGGGGUCGCGCCGCUGCCAUGUCCUGCCACUUCCAGAAGCUUUUUGGGACCGACGAGGAGCUGGAGGACGAGGAUUUCCUCUCCGCUGUGGAAGAUGCAGAGAACCAGUUUGUGAUCCCCGGGCAUUCCUCACCCAGCGUUGCCCCAGUUCCUCCCAGUGAAGCCCAUCCCAGUAAAGCCCAUCCCAGUAAAGCCCCCAGCCUCCGGCCCCUCGCCGGGCAGGGCGAGCAUCCCGUGGGAUUGCAGGGCCGCCCACCGUGGGGAGCAGCCCCCCAAGAUGAGCUGGACAAUGACCUUUUCCUGGCUGCCUGCAGGGAGCUGGAGGGGCCCGAGGGGCCCCCCGGGCACCGCCACAAAUCACCGCGGAAGUGCCCAGGGAAGGAGAACGCUCAGGAAUGUGGGAUCCCCAAAAAGCUCAGGGAUGGGAUGGGAGCAGCUGAUGAAGCCAGGCAGAUCCCUGGACAUGUCUCCCUCUCCCACAAGCACUCUGGAAAGCUGCUGGAGGAGAUCCUGGUGUCUGCACCCCAAACUCCAGCUCACGGGGCUGUGGCGAAGCCACGGGCUCAGGCACUGCCCAGCUCCCCGCUGCCCUCGGAGGAGGAUUUCGGGAAGGGGCCCUGGCUGGCCAUGAAGAUGGAGCUGGGGCUGGAUGAGAGGGACCCUGGCUGCUUCCUGCACACCUACAGCGUGGUCAUGGUGCUCCGAAAGGCAGCCCUGAAGCAGCUCCCAAAAAACAAAGUCCCCAGCAUGGCUGUGAUGAUCAAGACCCUGACCAGGAGCAGCGCAGGUGCUGGUGCCGUGUUCCGGGACCCCACAGGGGAGAUGCAGGGCACAGUGCACAGGCUGCUGCUGGAGCAGAGGCAGAGUGAGCUCCGUGCUGGUUCCGUGCUGCUCCUGAGGCAGGUCGGGGUCUUCUCCCCCUCCCACCGCAACCACUACCUCAACGUGACCCCCAACAACCUCCUCCGGAUCUUCCCACCUGAGCCCGAGGGCUGCUCCCCCCGCCAGGUCCCUGCCCAGGCUGAGCUGAUCCCGGACCCCCCCGCGCAGCCCCCCCGGGGUGUCCCUGAGGACUGGGGACAGGCGAGGACAAGUGGACACAGUGCAGAUCCUGGGGGCUUCUCCCUGUGCCCACCGAGCUCUGGUCCCAGCUGGGAAGAGCCGGUGGGAGCUGAUGGAUGUGACAUGGAUGACCUGGACGGGCUCCUGGGAGAGCUGCCCGAGGAUUUCUUCUCAGCCCCAGCACAGGUUGACUGCGGCUGAGCCCAGCACUGCUGCUGAGGGUGACGGUGCCCAGGAGCAGGUGCCACACCUGCCACCCACCUGCUCCUCUCUCUGUGUGUCUGUGGUGUUUGUUGUGGAGCUGAGAUCUGGGGAAACCCGGGGGGACAGCGCUGUCCCCACUGCUCCGGGCACACUGGCCCCUCUCACUCCCAAACCUGCAUUAAAGGGCUGUUUUGUUUCUGCA